Messenger RNA from Spodoptera litura, 3338 nucleotides. RefSeq names its product aminopeptidase N. The record is from RefSeq and is a predicted model, not a curated record. NCBI's taxonomy places the organism in Eukaryota, Metazoa, Arthropoda, Insecta, Lepidoptera, Noctuidae. Gene Ontology annotation, biological process: proteolysis; peptide catabolic process. Gene Ontology annotation, cellular component: cytoplasm; membrane. Gene Ontology annotation, molecular function: peptide binding; metalloaminopeptidase activity; zinc ion binding.
GAAAUACUGGUUUGUUGUGAGCCGGCGCCUAGACUAUGAAGAGGAACAACACUACUACAAGCAUUUACGCGCGCGUCGCGUUCAGACGUGUUCCACGUAAAACGCUCUCUUUGGCGCGAAAUUCGAAAAACGAACUAUGAAUUAAAAAAUAGGUUUUAAUAUUUUUAAGAACAUAAAUGCUAACUAUACCUGGCUGAAUGUAAACUGUGAAUAAAAAAAUAAAAAUGGCGAGUGAAAAAAUAUUUCGCGCGUUUUUUAUUUUCUGUUUAUUUUCGUUGACAAAAGGAAAUAUAGUGGUGGACGAAGAAUGUUUGAAUUAUACAGUGUAUCCAGUGCAAUAUGAACUAAAUAUUUACCCUUAUAUUUAUCCCCACCGUACUUAUUACGAUUGUGAAUUAACAAUUACUAUAAUAGCGAAUGCGCCUAAUGUGAACAUCAUUGAGUUAGACGCGAAGGAUUUAGAAUUUGAAAGUGGAUCGAUAAAGGUUUAUGAUGGGCCACGGGACAUAAUAAAUGUUGCCAGACCUUUUGAAUACAAUUAUUUAACGAGUAAACUACAUAUUUAUUUGAAUGAACCGUUGAAAGUGUAUCAAGUGAAUGACAAACAUUUUUAUUUUAUUAAAAUUUCGUUUAGAAAACAAGUGAACAAAGACAGUACGGGUGUGUUUUUGGCCAAAUAUUAUGAUGAACGGAGUGAACAAGAUAAAUACCUAUUCACAACAAGAUUGUCUCCGAACAAAGCGAAGUACUUCUUCCCAUGUUUCGAGAACCCUCGAUUUGAAGCAGUGUACAAGUUCAAGGUGUACAUCGUGAAACAACUUCCAGAGCUGCAAUAUACCAAUACAAGUCUUGUUAUAGCUGAAGAACAGAGAAGGGAUGGGAUAAAAGGCGACUAUAUAGUUGUGGAUUACAUCCCAUCACCUCAAGUUGGUCUUCAUCAAGUCGGGUUCCACUACUCUCAGUUUGCGAGUAGUCGUGUACAAGCUCGAAUAGUAAACGAUACACUAAUCAUAUGGGCACCUAAAGAUGAAUUACGGGACUACCAAUUUAUUCACAACUAUGGCAUAACAAUAAUAAAUUUAAUACAUGAAUACUCAAAGGAGAAUCGUCCUUUACUACAAGGACCGAUUAAUUUGAUAGCGGUGCCAGCUGACAUCAAUGGAUAUGAAAUUGGAAGUUGGAAUCUUCUAACAAAUGGAGAGCAUCGACUUGCAAAAAUAGACCAGUUUACCAGUAUAAAGCAGAUUGAGUUUAUGACCUUCGAACUGGCACAGCAGCUGUGCAGGAUAUGGCUGGGCAACCCUGGAGAAGUGGAGAGGACUAGGUGGAAAGAAGAAUGGUUCAAAGAAGGAAUGGCCACUUACUUGGCUUACUACUUCUUGACUCAAUACAAUCAUGGCAUCAUGACACAAGAAAGACGUCGUUUAGCUGCUUACGGUCUUCAAAUAAAACAUAAAGCUAUGGCAGUGGACUGGCACCGAAGCACUCCAGCAUUAGAUACCUUCAACACUUCACUGGCAAUUGAGAUACCACCAAGGUAUAAGGAACUGGUGACUAUGAAGACUGGUGCCAUACUGUGGAUGCUAGAAAACUGGGUGGAGUCUGACAAAUUCCAUUAUGCUUUGGUUAAUUAUAUCAAAUCCAGGCGAGGUAAAUACAUAUCCCUCCAAGAUUUCACCACGACAUUAGACCACGAUACAAUCGAGUGCCUUCACCAGUUCUUCAACGGUUCCACUGCGUCCCGUAUUCUGGGUUCAUGGUUCAGACGGAGAGGGUACCCAGUGAUCAAUGUUCAAGUAUUAAGAGAUCGCUCGCCUAAUGCUGUUCAACUAAAGCAGAGACAGUUCAGCUUCAACCGUGAAAACCGUGAAGUCACAGAUUUCUUGAUACCCAUAUCUUAUGUCGUUGAAAACAACCAGAACUGCUACAACUGUUACCGUCCCAGGUUCACCAUCGGUGCCCAGACUUACACCUUCGGAGAGGUCUUGAACGAUGGAUGGAUUAUACUUAACAGACAGGGAUCCGGAUACUACAGAGUCAACUACGAUCCAUUUACUUGGAGACUGAUUGCCAAAACUUUGAAGGAGAACAUGAUGUCCAUAGAUGAACUGAAUAGAGCUCAAAUUGUAAACGACGUGUUUGCUUUGUAUGUAGCCGGUGAUUUAGAUAUUGACCUGGCCAUGGAAAUUCUGGAGUAUCUGGACAAGGAACGUAGCCCUGUAGUAUGGGAAUCAGUGUUAUCUGGGUACGAUAUGCUAAUGAUUGAGGGAGCUGCUUGUAAUAUGACCAGACAUCUAUACUGGGAAUGGGAGAGUUUCAUGGUGAAGAAAAUAACUCCAAUCUACACGCAGCUAGUGAAGAGCAAGGACAAUCAGUAUUUGAUGAGGCUGUUCAGAAGUUCGGUGGUGGAACUGGCUUGUUCACUAAAUUAUGAACCUUGUCACUAUCACGUUAAGGACCUGUAUAUCGAAGACACAAGGCAUAAGCACAACCUUUUCCCUGACUGUCGGAUGUCAUAUUUCUUCAAAGUGGCCAACGACACAUCUAUGAAAACUUUCUUACGUAAACUGAACCAGAUUGAGUUGGAUGACAAGAACACCGCUGAUAAGAAAGUACGCGAGAGAAAUAGAUUUUUCGCUAAAUCCCCAAUUGGAGAGCCAAGACCAAUGCCCAUAGCAAUGUCUACUACUACAGAAAAGGCAAUUGAAACUGUUACGGAGAAGCUACAAACGGGUGGAGGAUCAUCGUCUGUGAAAUAUUCUUUGUUUAUUAUUUUUAUAGCAAUUUUCAUUAAUAUAUUAUUUGCACGGUAACUUAUAUUUAUUUAAUACUUGCAAUUAUUAUUAUAUUAUAUACAUAUAAUAAUAUCCAGGGAUCGACCAUAUCUUUUGUCGUGGUUAUAUUAUUUUUAAAUUACGUUAAAAAUCAUAUACAGUCGUCAUUUUAUUUUCGUACAUUUUUUGAAUGAUUUCGUCGACUUUGUUGUCAAAAAAUAUGUUUUAUCAAUACGUUUCAUUUUUGUUGAAACGUACUCUUGAUAUUUAAAUAUGUUUAUUUUUAUUAAAUGCUGGUUGAUUAAUAUUGGAAUUAAAUUUAAGAAAAUUAAUAUAAAUAGAUAUUAUAAUAGUAUCCAUUUUCACACACGACACAUUCCUUCUAUUUUUGUAUUACUGUUAAAAACUAAAGUACAUUGACACUGCAAUUAUUAUUUAUUUAUUCACUAAUAAUAAACACCAUAAUUCUAGUCAUAAUUGUUAUUAGGUAACUAUUAAUAAACGCUUUUUCAAUCUUAGCUUAUGUUAUACUUAAGAUUUUUAAAUAUAUUUUGCUAUAAAUGU